GGAGGGGGUACAGGAUUUAUUGGUCGCAACUUGACCCGCAUGUUGCGCAGUAAGGGUUAUGAUGUCACAACAAUAUCACGUUCCUCUGGUCAGCAACAGAUAUCAUGGUAUGAUCUUGAAAAAGAUGGCCUACCUGAUGAUUGUGGUGCAGUAGUCAGUAUGGCUGGGGAGAAUAUACUUAACCCAUUAAGAAGGUGGAAUGAAGACUAUAAGAAAGAUGUUAGAGACAGCCGUAUUAAGACAACUAAAGCACUUGCACAAGCUAUCAUAGAUGCAAAGACUAAACCUGAUGUGUUUGUCUCCCUUUCAGGUGUAGGAUAUUACAAGCCUGACCCUCAGACUGAAUACACCGAGGAUAGCCCAGGGGGUGACUUUGACUUCCUGUCUCGUCUAGGUACUGACUGGGAGAAGGAAGCACAGUUACCAGAUGACGUACCUGUCAGACAGGUCAUCAUUAGAUCAGGAGUAGUUUUAGGACGUGAUGGUGGCGCCAUACAGCAGAUGUUUUUACCAUUCUAUGCUGGUGUUGGGGGUCGUAUCGGUUGUGGCACACAAUGGUUUCCAUGGAUACACGUCCAUGAUAUGGCUGGAAUCAUAACCCAUGCUAUUGAAAACAAAAAUGUCACAGGAGUACUAAACGGUGUUGCACCUUCAACGAACACAAACAAUGAAUUUACACAAGCUUUCGCUAGCGCCCUCUGGAGGCCAGCCUUUUUUCCUCUCCCAGGAUUUGUCGUUGAUACAAUAUUUGGCAGGGAACGUGGGAAGAUUCUUUUGGAAGGACAAAAGGUGAUACCAAAACGAACCUUGGAGUCUGGGUACGAGUACAUAUACCCUGAUUUGGAUUCUGCCUGUGCAGAAUUUGCUAAAUUAAUCUACAAAAAGGACGAAUUUAAGGAGAAUUAUAACAGACAGAGGGAUGAAUCUAUGCAGAAGAUUAAGGAUAAAUAUUCAAAAUGAAGAACACUUACAUCCUUCAAAUGUACAUCAGGGUUGAAGUCAAGCAACUUAAGGAUAGUGUACAUGGAAAAAGAUAAAAGAUUAAGAAUAUCAAUUUACAUGUACUUUUGUUUUGAAAACUGGCAUUGCUUGAGUUAGCUUGAACUCCUAGCAACCAUAUGAUAUUAGGAAUGUAGGUAGACAUUUUCUUCUAUUUGAGAUGAAUAAAUUAUUAAUUUCAGAAAUUAAUAGAA
Owenia fusiformis is the source of this 1193-nucleotide messenger RNA. NCBI's taxonomy places the organism in Eukaryota, Metazoa, Annelida, Polychaeta, Sabellida, Oweniidae. The record is from the annotation of a GenBank genome assembly.